Molecule: messenger RNA, 3356 nt
Organism: Lotus japonicus
Lineage: Eukaryota; Viridiplantae; Streptophyta; Magnoliopsida; Fabales; Fabaceae
Product: cytochrome b561, DM13 and DOMON domain-containing protein At5g54830-like
Exons: 1
Coding region: 262-2916 (884 amino acids)
Source: RefSeq, a predicted model, not a curated record
UCUCCCACCUGAAUUCGCCGCGCAUCCUAAAACCCAACACAACGUGCAAACAACAAACUUUUCAAAAAAACAAAAAAAAAAGUUCCACGUCCCUUCAACUUUCGCCGGAAAACUCACCCUUCUUCCUUCUCCGCCGCAACCGCCUCCAUUUCUCCGAUCACGUCCACCUCCGUGGUUCUUCACUCUCGAAAACCACCAUCACCACCACCAAUUCGGAUCCACCGAAGCGAUUCGAAAGACUGCAACAACGGUUUCACCCUCAUGCUUCGCGAAACCCUCUUCAUAUCGUUCCUCCUCCACUUCUCAUUCUCCGGGGAUGCCGAUCCUGCUCCCAACUGCACGCGCCUCAGCCCCGUCGUCGAUUCAGAGUCGGAGUUCACAAUGGUUCAACACCAGCUCCGAGGCUCCGUGAAAAUCACCGACGAUUGCUCCUUUAGGGUUUCUCACUUCGACAUGCUUCCUGGCUCCGAUGUGCGCUGGUGGGGUGCGCUCUCUCCCGAUUUCGAGGAUCUCACCAGCGGCGUCGUUGUCUCAGGUGACAAUUUGAACCAGACGUACUCGAAUUCAAGCUUCGCCGUGCGGUUGAUGAGCAAUGUCACGUGGAGCAUGAUCCGUGUGCUGGCCGUGUGGGAUCGCGCCACCGCCUCCGAUUUCGGGCACGUGGUGCUGGGGGAGAAUGUGACUUCGAGGCCUCCUCCGACGGUGUUUGAGAAUUGCAAGGUUUUGUCCAAGGAUUUGAGGUUGAGGUGGACGUUGAAUGUGGAGGAGGAUUCCAUUGAAAUUGGGUUGGAGGCUGCAACUGGAAUCAUGAAUUACAUGGCUUUUGGGUGGGCAAAUUCGAGUGGCGGUGGCGGUGGUGACUCUGGGCUCAUGAUAGGGGCUGAUGUUGCUGUUGCAGGGUUUAAGGAGGAUGGUCCCUUUGUGGGUGAUUUCUUCAUUACCAAGUAUAGUGAGUGUGUGAGAAACAGUGAUGGAUUGGCUCAGGGGGUUUGUCCUGAUUCAAUGUAUGAAGAACAUAAUGAGGAUAGGGUGGGUUUAGUGAACAACACCGCGUUGAUUUACGGACAUAGGAAGGAUGGGGUGUCAUUUGUUAGAUACAAGAGGCCCUUGACUAAGGUGGAUGACAAGUAUGAUCUCCCUGUGAACUAUUCAGCAAAUAUGAAGGUUAUUUGGGCUCUGGGGAAAAUUAAGCCUCCUGAUACUAUAAUCCCUUACUAUCUCCCUCAGAAUCAUGGGGGUUUUCCUUCUGAGACUUAUGGACAUUUGGUUCUGAAUGUCUCGGAGCGUGUGAAUGAAUGUGCAGGUCCCUUGGAUGCUGAAAACAAGGAGGAUCAAGAUGUCAUCAUUGCGGAUGCAAAAGUUCCUUUGGUGGUUUCGUCUGGUCCAGCAAUACAUUACCCGAACCCUCCGAAUCCUGCAAAGGUUCUUUACAUCAACAAAAAGGAGGCUCCUCUGCUGAGAGUGGAAAGAGGGGUGCCGGUCAAGUUUGAGAUUCAAGCUGGGCAUGAUGUUGCACUUUAUAUUACUUCUGAUCCUAUUGGUGGAAACGCUACAUUGAGGAAUCUUACCGAGACUAUUUAUGCUGGAGGUCCAGAGGCUCAAGGAGUUCAAACCAGUCCCACAGAAUUAGUUUGGACUCCUGACAGGAGCACUCCUGAUCACAUCUACUAUCAUUCAUUGUACGAGAAGAAAAUGGGUUGGAUGGUCGAGGUGGUUGAUGGGGGUCUAUCAGACAUGUACAAUAACAGUGUUGUUUUGAAUGAUCAACAGGUUACCUUCUUUUGGACUUUGUCAAAGCAUUCUAUAUCUAUUGCAGCUCGUGCGGAGAAAAAAAGUGGUUAUCUUGCAAUAGGAUUUGGAAGUGGAAUGGUAAAUAGCUAUGCUUAUGUAGGUUGGAUUGAUGAUAGUGGUAUAGGUCAUGUAAACACUUAUUGGAUUGAUGGAAAAGAUGCUUCAAGCAUUCAUCCUACCCAUGAGAAUUUGACAUAUGUGAGAUGCAAAACAGAAAAGGGCAUCAUUACUUUGGAGUUUACUCGUCCCUUGAACCCAUCUUGUAGUCGAGACAAUAGGCCCGAAUGUAGCAAUAUUAUUGAUCCCACAACCCCACUUAAAGUUAUUUGGGCAAUGGGUGCUAAAUGGACGAAUGACCAUCUUAGUAAUAGGAAUAUGCAUUCUAGUACGAGUAAUAGACCUUUCCAUGUACUGUUGGUGCGGGGGUCUGCAGAAGCAGAGCAGGAUUUACUUCCUGUUUUGUCUGUGCAUGGCUGUAUGAUGUUUCUUGCAUGGGGUAUCCUGCUCCCUGGAGGGAUAUUGGCAGCCAGAUACUUAAAACAUCUAAAGGGUGAUGGAUGGUACCGGAUUCAUGUUUACUUGCAAUACUCAGGGUUAUCAAUUGUUCUACUUGCACUUCUUUUUGCAGUGGCUGAGCUUAGGGGAUUUUAUGCUAGCUCAGCUCAUGUUAAAUUUGGUUUUACUGCAAUUUUUUUGGCCUGUAUACAGCCAGUAAAUGCUUUCCUAAGACCUCAAAAACCUGCAAAUGGAGAGCAGGCACCCUUCAAAAGGGUUAUUUGGGAAUACUUUCACAUAACUGUUGGUAGAUGUGCCUUUGUUGUUGGCAUUGCUGCACUUUUUAGUGGGUUGAAGCAUCUGGGAGACAGAUAUGGUGUGGAAAAUGUCCAUAGACUCAAUUGGGCUUUGGCAACUUGGUUCUCAAUUGGUUUAUUGUUUGUUAUUUAUAUGGAAUACCAUGAAAAGCAACGAAUCAGUCGCCGGGUAUUUGGAAGAAGCAAUUGGGUUCUUGGUAAUCUUGAGGAGGAUGAUUCUGUUGAUCUCUUGACUGCAAACACAACACCUGCAGAUAGAGAGUCACAAUCUUCUGUGAGAAUGGAAGUCCAGUUAGAACCUUUGAACAGAUGAAUGCAUUCUUUAAGUUCUGAUAGAAAGUCCCCAUUCUGUCCCAAUUUUUACUGAUUUCACACUUAAUCUGUGAGCUAGCAAGCUUCUUUAUUAGUUAUGAGGCGUAAAGGGAGACAGUUCUGGAUCUCUUCUCUUUCUUUUGACACAUGUUGCUUUCGAAUUUCUUCACAGAGUUGCAGCAUAUUUUUUCCAAUAGUUAUACAUCUUUAACAGAAUAGGUUAUAUCAUUUCUUCUCCCUAGGUGCUACCCUCAUUUUUGUACUUAAAAGAAGAAAUCAAACACGGUGAAACCUUUCUUGGGACAAAUGUAUGUUUUGUAUGGCCAGUUUUGAUAAUAUCAUAGAUAACUUGAGACAUAAGAUUACUAUCUGGUCAAAGGCACUGUUGUAAAUUAUGAGAUUUAGAAAAAUGAAAACAAUAUCAUUUAUUCUUGUCCAUAA